Oryzias latipes (Japanese medaka) is the source of this 3084-nucleotide messenger RNA. It is a transcript of the gene dcbld2, whose product is annotated as discoidin, CUB and LCCL domain containing 2. Gene Ontology annotation, molecular function: signaling receptor activity. NCBI's taxonomy places the organism in Eukaryota, Metazoa, Chordata, Actinopteri, Beloniformes, Adrianichthyidae. The record is from RefSeq and is a predicted model, not a curated record. Gene Ontology annotation, biological process: wound healing. Gene Ontology annotation, cellular component: plasma membrane.
AAUCGAGGCACCUCAGCAGCAGGUUGGCAGUGACGUCAUGAGGCAACCGGUGCAGGGACUGCUGGUUGCCUGGAUCCACUCAGGUCACUUGGGGGCCCCGGGGGGAGGAGCCUCAGUGGAGGAAGUAUCGGCAAAGAUUGGCUGCGUGUGCGUGGAUCAGUUACCUCCUCCAUCUGAACCACUCGACAACUAAAAUAAAACAAAUCCUAGCGCGACGCACGCGGGGGCUUUCACCCACGACGACGUACAGGAUCGCAGUUGUUUGGGUCCGGGUUGGAACGGUGCAGCCGGUCCAGGAGCGAGCAUUAUGCAUUCCGACUGCAGGCUGCGACGGGCAGAGCGGUAAUGGUGGGCAGGGGGCCGCCCGGGGCCGGGGCUCUCGCCCUGUCGAUUUUCGUCAUCCUCACCGCGGAAGGCUGCGGAGCUCAGAAAGGAGAUGGCUGCGGUCCCAGUGUGCUCGGCCCCAGCAGCGGGACCCUGUCCUCCCGGGGGUAUCCGAGGACAUACCCAAACAACUCUGUGUGCGAGUGGGAGAUCAGCGUGCCUCGCGGGAAGAGGAUCCACUUCCGCUUUGCCUUUCUGGACAUAGAAGACAACAACUGCCAGGUCAACUACCUCCGUCUGUACAACGGCAUCGGAACGAAGAGGAGCGAGAUCGAAAAAUACUGCGGUUUGGGCCUGAAAGUUGAAAAGCUGAUCGAAACCUCAGACCACCUGGCUACCGUCCAGUUCAUGAGUGGAACGCAUCACACUGGACGUGGAUUCUACCUGUCCUACUCCACCACUGACCACGCAGAUCUGAUCACCUGCUCAGACAAAGGUAGAGAUUUCUCCGAGGCAGAGUUCAGUAAAUACUGCCCGGCCGGCUGCUCCACGUCAGCAGAGGAGGUGUCUGGAACCAUUCCUAAAGGUUAUCGAGAGACGUCUCCUCUGUGCACAGCAGCCAUUCAUGCAGGUGUGGUGUCCAAUGCUCUGGGGGGCCGGAUCCAUGUGCUCAGCAGCAAAGGCAUUUCCCGCUAUGAUGGCGCCCUGGCCAACGGCGUCACUUCCACCGGAGGAAAUCUGUCGAACAGCCUCUUCACCUUCAGGACAAACGGCUGCUAUGGAACGCUGGGGUUGCAGACCGGCGCGGUCGCCGACUCUCAGCUCACCGCUUCCUCUGCGCUGGGCGCUUUCAUCACUGGUCAAGACAGCGAAUGGGGGCCAUCGGGGGCUCGGCUGAAACAGGCGGGGCUGCCCUGGGCGCCUUCGUCCAGCAACCACCAGCAGUGGCUGCAGGUGGAUCUGAGGAAGGAGAAGAGGAUCACAGGCAUCAUCACCACCGGUUCCACCCUCAGGGAGUACCCGUGUUACGUGUCCGAGUACCGGGUUCUGUACAGUAACGAUGGCAGGGAGUGGUCCACCUACACCGAAGCCGAUUCUACUCAGCCUAAGAGUUUCCAAGGUAACAACAACUACCUGCAGGAGGUGAGGAAUAACUUCAUCCCUCCCAUCGAGGCCCGCUUUGUGAGGAUCAGUCCCACGUCGUGGCACCAUGGAAUCGCGCUGAAGCUGGAGCUGCUGGGCUGCCAGCCUUCUGCAGGGAGGACGAGGACCCCUGAGAGGCCCAGGUCGUUUACGCCGUCCGUGUAUCCUCCCUCCCGUACAAAACGCCCGCCUCAAACCACGACCCCCCCAGACAUCAGGAACACCACUAUGCCUUCACAAAACGACGGGUCACCCGCAGCAAUUCUGGUUUCCGUGCUGGUCGUGGUCCCAACAGCUCUCAUCGUGAUUGCAGUUUGUGCCUGGCUCUGCAAAAACAAGAAAAAAAGCUCUGAAGGAGUGUAUGAUCUUCCCCAGUGGGACCGCACAGACUGGUGGAAAAGCAUGAAGCAGCUGUUUCCCUCCAAGAUCCUGGAUUCGGAGGAGUCCAACCGGUACGCCAACGGCGUCGACCUGCUCACGGGGAGGGUGGCUGUUCCGAGGGUUCAUGCCGAACCCGCAGAGUACGCCCAGCCCCUGGUGAGCGGCGUCCCAACAUUAGGAGCACGCUCGACUUUUAAACCAGACGAGGGUCCGGAGCUGUACGACGCCCCCGUCUCGGACGCGUUCCACGCCUACGCAGAACCGCUUCCUGCCUCCGGGUCCGAAUACGCCACCCCCAUCGUGGUGGACAUGGGCUGCCACCCGUCCUCGAAGGCGUGCGCUUUCAUGGGCCCCUCCUCGCUGCACGCACGGACAGACAGCGAGAGGUCGGAAUACGACACGCCAAAAAAUGCCACUGGACAGGCCACGCCCACUGAGGAGCUGACCUAUCAGGUGCCUCAAGUCAGCGCUCAGAAGGCGGCGGAAGAAGCGUGCUGAAAAACAGCAAGACCCCUGUAGAGGAGGGGGCCUGCUGGAAGGGGGAGGAGCCUGCGAGCCCGACCUGAAGUCUUGAAUGAACACUACUUUAGCUUUAGGUUCAUCCGGAGAUGUCUGUAUUGCACACACGCUUCAGCUGGCGGGUCGGCGCCGUGACAGUCCAAUCACUGAAACCACAGCCACGAAUGUGCAGCUGAGUCUGAGAAGCGCCGACUACUGUGUUAAAGACUGUUCUGUGAUUCUAUGAAACUUCUGUGAAACUGUGACAUCUAUUCCUCCACAACGGGUCAUUUCCCUUCAUCACUUUCUUACCAAAGAGCGCCUGUCCCAACAGGAAGCUCCCGACACGGUACGCCGUCGUCCCCGCAGUGACGGAGAGCCCCACUCAAAGUGUACAGUCCUAAAAAAAAAAAAGUCCUUAAGCACUAAGGAGUUAUUUAUAUUUAUUUCACAUGCUGCUGAUCCAGAGGGGAUCCCGCACUGUUGGCAGAUACGGGGUCCAUUUGAUGUUUCCAAAGACUUUUGACCAAAUUUGGCUCUUCCUGUCAUGAAUGUGCCAACGUUAAUCCUCCAAUAAAGCAGUCUUAAUGGAAAAAGGUACUGAAGAAGCCAGACGUGUCUCUGCUGUCGUGCUUUGGAAAAUCGGAUUGUUUGCAGACCCGAAACAUCAGGCUUUGUGUUCAGGAAACAGAACUGAAUCAUUUUUUUAAGAAUGUUUUAUUAAAAUCAUUAAACAGG